UAUUACUAACAAUAUUUGGAAUGACGCAGCAAGCGGGGAAGCCUACAAAUCGUAUCUGAAAUGAAUCACAAUAGAUAAUAAAUAUACAAAUACUUACACGUAUAUUUAUAUGUAUGAGCGUGCAUAUGUGAAUACGGCAAAGCAACAAACGUCGGAGAUGUAGUUGAGCGUAAUAUAACUGAAGUGAGUCGAUGCACAAUGUCCGACGAAGAGUCAUUCGUUAUUUUGGGCAGUUCGCCUUUGUCUUCGCUCCACUUUUAUGCUAAUUCUCUUCACGACGGCCUGGAAAUGGAAGAAAAUGGAAGCGUUGUGGAAGACGGUCCGCAAGCUCAAAGUAAUGUAGAUUCACCAGCCAGUCUGAGUCAGCUGAGCACUUUAUCGGAGCAGACUAAAUCUGCGGAGGGAAGUCUACCCACAACAUUGCCCUCUCAGCAAACUUCUUUGGCAACUGGUUUCCUUAUGGGCGAGGUCAAGCCCGAUGUGCUUAAGAACAGCGUGUACUCGCAGUUUCCCAGCCUUUGUUCGAUGCAAGCCUGCGCUGAGGAUGUCGUUAAACUGCAGACUAUGAUGACCGAGUAUAUAGGCUUAAAACAAACAUUAGAUAAGGUCAACCAUACGAUGCAGGAAUAUUAUAAAAUUACACAACAAUGGCGACAGGAAGCUGCUAUCCGAGAGCAACAAUAUCAAGAUCAACUAAAGCAAUGUCAGAUGCAAAUUGAGAAGUUAACCGUGGAAAAUCAGCAACUUAAAAAGGAGCUCGAGACAAACUUAGAGCAAAUACGUUUGGUUGAAGACAUGCACCAGAAGGAGCACGAUGAUCUUAGGCAAAGUGUGUCAGAGAAAUCAUCUCUAAUUAAUAAUAUGCGUGUUCAAAUUGACAAGCUACAACAGCACCAAUUGCAUUCUUACGACUUUGUGCCUGAUGUUGACAAUGCGGAACCUGAAAUCGAUAUAAAGCGCGAAAAACAUGAAAGUCAAGUCAAGGAUCUUCAGAGACAGGUCUCUGAAUUACUGGCCGAAAAUCUAGAAAUCAAAGACAUGAAGAAAACCUAUGUCGACGAAAUAAACUGUCUUAAGGUAAACUUAACCAGCGCAGAAGAGCUACUUAAUGCAAUGCGUGUCGAUGUCAACCAGCUAAGGGCAAAGGAUGCACAAAAAGAUGAGGAGAUUGCUUAUCUUAAAACCCAGAUUGAUAUAUAUCGACGUGAUUUCGAAAUGGAGCGCGCUGAUCGGCAAAAGAAUGCAGGCGAAAAGGAGCAAUAUCUGGUGGAUCUGCGCGCGUUGCAGCGACGCAAUCAAGAGUUAAUUGAAAGCUUAGCUGAGGUGCACAAUUCCAAAAAGGUCAUCCACACAGCAACAGGCGCCGUUCAAAGCAGUCUGAGAGCUGAGCAGCGGCCAGUAAGAGUUUUAGAUCCAACUGGAGCAGCAGCCAGGACAUCGGAUUCCUUUAUGCGCUGUCCCAUUUGCUUAAAGUCGUUUAGCUCGCUGUCUGUCCUGCAAAGUCAUGUUAAUGAUUGCUUAGAUAAGAAUUAAUCCCUUAUUAUUCAGAGCACACAAUUCUGUUGUUUUAAAAAUGUAUCUAUACAUAUAUAUUACAUAUUGAUUAUUUUAAAUACACAAACCUGUUUGGUUAGAAUUAGAAUUACAUCAAUACAUCUUACAAUACAUACAUAUAUUACAA
This is a messenger RNA of Drosophila grimshawi, 1681 nucleotides long. RefSeq names its product NF-kappa-B essential modulator (gene key). Gene Ontology annotation, biological process: regulation of canonical NF-kappaB signal transduction. Gene Ontology annotation, cellular component: nucleus; cytoplasm. The coding region runs from base 199 to 1533 and encodes 444 amino acids. The transcript is spliced from 7 exons. Gene Ontology annotation, molecular function: K63-linked polyubiquitin modification-dependent protein binding. NCBI's taxonomy places the organism in Eukaryota, Metazoa, Arthropoda, Insecta, Diptera, Drosophilidae. The record is from RefSeq and is a predicted model, not a curated record.